Macaca mulatta (Rhesus monkey) is the source of this 18718-nucleotide messenger RNA. RefSeq names its product AHNAK nucleoprotein (gene AHNAK). The record is from RefSeq and is a predicted model, not a curated record. Gene Ontology annotation, molecular function: protein binding. NCBI's taxonomy places the organism in Eukaryota, Metazoa, Chordata, Mammalia, Primates, Cercopithecidae. Gene Ontology annotation, cellular component: costamere; nucleus; cytoplasm. Gene Ontology annotation, biological process: regulation of RNA splicing.
CCAGCAGCCCACUCCCGGGUCCCUCCAGGGUCUGCCCCGCUCACCAGUCCUAGCCCCGCUCCGGCCCCGCCCGGCCCCGCCCUCUCCCCACAGCUCUGGGCAGACCCGCCCGCCCGAGCCGGAGUUACAAGAGCCGCCUCCGCGCACGGGGGCCCGGCCACUCGGCGCUGCUCUGCCGCGGGGACUGCACCGCCCGCCCUGCCAGACCCGCCCGGAACGGGGCUCGUCGCCGCCAGUAGCCGCAGCACCGCAGCCUCGGGCCUCGCGCCGGCUAUGGCUGUGCCCCGGGGCUGAGCCCUCAGGUUGUGACCGAGAUCCUGACGAGAGAGACUGAGGGGAAGAGAGGAAGGAGGGGCGGGUUCCUGGCAAGGCAUUUGCUCCUGAGCGGAAUCCUGCAAAGAUGGAGAAGGAGGAGGAGACAACCCGGGAGCUGCUGCUGCCCAACUGGCAGGGUAGCGGCUCCCACGGGCUGACCAUCGCCCAAAGGGAUGACGGCGUCUUUGUGCAGGAGGUGACGCAGAACUCCCCUGCGGCCCGCACUGGGGUGGUCAAGGAGGGGGACCAGAUUGUGGGUGCCACCAUCUACUUUGACAACCUGCAGUCGGACGAGGUGACCCAGCUGCUGAACACCAUGGGGCACCACACGGUGGGCCUGAAGCUGCACCGCAAGGGGGACCGCUCCCCCGAGCCUGGCCAGACCUGGACCCGUGAAGUCUUCAGCUCCCGCAGCUCUGAAGUGGUUCUGAGCGGGGAUGAUGAGGAGUACCAGCGCAUCUACACCACGAAGAUCAAGCCACGGCUGAAGUCGGAAGACGGAGUGGAAGGAGACCUUGGGGAGACCCAGAGCCGCACCAUCACGGUGACCAGAAGAGUCACGGCCUACACUGUGGAUGUGACCGGCCGGGAAGGAGCCAAGGACAUAGACAUCAGUAGCCCUGAAUUCAAGAUCAAGAUUCCAAGACAUGAACGGACUGAAAUCUCCAAUGUGGAUGUGGAGACCCAGUCUGGAAAGACCGUGAUCAGACUGCCCUCGGGCUCGGGGGCAGCCUCUCCAACGCCAGGCUCUGCUGUGGAUAUCCGAGCAGGGGCCAUUUCUGCUUCAGGACCAGAGCUCCAAGGUGCUGGCCACUCAAAGCUCCAGGUCACCAUGCCUGGGAUAAAGGUGGGAGGCUCAGGUGUCAAUGUCAGUGCAAAGGGCUUGGACUUGGGUGGCAGAGGAGGGGUCCAAGUUCCAGCAGUGGACAUUUCAUCUUCUCUUGGGGGUGGGGCAGUAGAGGUGCAGGGCCCAUCUCUGGAGAGUGGUGAUCAUGGCAAAAUUAAAAUUCCCACCAUGAAGGUGCCGAAAUUUGGUGUCUUGACAGGGCCUGAGGGCCAGACGCCCGAGGCAGGGCUGAGGGUUUCUGCACCUGAAGUCUCUGUGGGGCACAAGGGCGGCAAGCCAGGCUUGACUAUUCAAGCCCCUCAGCUGGAAGUCAGCGUGCCCUCUGCCAAUAUUGGGGGCCUUGAGGGGAAGCUGAAGGGGCCCCAAAUCACUGGGCCAUCACUUGAGGGUGACCUAGGCCUGAAAGGUGCCAAGCCACAGGGGCGCAUUGGGGUCGACGCCUCUGCUCCCCAAAUUGGGGGUAGCAUCACUGGCCCCAGUGUGGAAGUUCAGGCCCCUGACAUUGAUGUUCAGGGGCCUGGGAGCAAACUGAACGUGCCCAAGAUGAAAGUCCCCAAGUUCUCUGUAUCAGGUGCAAAGGGAGAGGAAACUGGGAUUGAUGUGACACUGCCUACAGGUGAAGUGACUGUCCCUGGGGUCUCUGGGGAUGUCAGCCUGCCUGAGAUUGCUACUGGUGGGCUGGAAGGAAAGAUGAAAGGUACUAAAGUCAAGACUCCUGAAAUGAUUAUUCAGAAACCUAAAAUCUCCAUGCAGGAUGUGGAUCUGAGCCUUGGGUCUCCUAAACUGAAAGGAGAUAUUAAGGUUUCUGCUCCUGGGGUGCAAGGUGAUGUUAAAGGCCCUCAAGUGGCAGUUAAAGGCCCCAGAGUGAACAUAGAGACCCCAAACCUAGAGGGAACCUUGACAGGCCCCAGGCUUGGCAGUCCUUCUGGGAAAACCGGAACCUGUAGGAUCUCUAUGGCAGAAGUAGACUUAAAUGUGGCCACACCUAAAGUGAAAGGGGGUGUAGAUGUUACACUCCCCAAAGUAGAAGGGAAAGUCAAAGUCCCUGAAGUUGAUGUCAAAGGCCCCAAAGUGGACAUCAGUGCCCCAGAUGUCGAAGCACAUGGCCCAGAAUGGAACCUGAAAAUGCCCAAGAUGAAAAUGCCCACGUUCAGCACUCCAGGAGCCAAAGGGGAAGGUCCAGAUGUGCAUAUGACUCUACCCAAAGGAGAUGUCAGUAUUUCAGGGCCCAAGGUCAGUGUGGAAGCCCCAGAUGUCAACAUAGAGGGUCUGGGGGGGAAGCUUAAAGGCCGCCCUGAUGUUAAGCUGCCUGAUAUGAGUGUCAAGACACCAAAGAUCUCCAUGCCUGAUGUAGAUUUGCACGUGAAAGGUACAAAGGUGAAGGGAGAGUAUGAUGUAACUGUACCAAAGCUUGAAGGAGAACUCAAAGGCCCGAAAGUGAACAUUGAUGCCCCAGAUGUGGAUGUUCAUGGCCCAGACUGGCACUUGAAGAUGCCCAAGAUGAAAAUACCCAAAUUCAGUGCGCCAGGGUUCAAAGCAGAGGGCCCAGAAGUGGAUGUGAACCUGCCCAAGGCUGAUGUGGACAUUUCCGGGCCCAAGGUAGAUGUUAGUGUUCCUGAUGUGAGCAUUGAGGGACCAGAAGGGAAAUUGAAAGGGCCCAAGUUUAAGAUGCCUGAGAUGAACAUCAAAGUCCCCAAGAUCUCCAUGCCUGAUGUGGAUUUACAUUUGAAAGGCCCUAACGUAAAGGGAGAAUAUGAUGUCACAAUGCCAAAGGUUGAAAGUGAGAUUAAAGUUCCUGAUGUUGAACUUAAAAGUGCCAAAGUGGACAUCGAUGCCCCAGAUGUGGAGGUUCAAGGUCCAGACUGGCACCUGAAGAUGCCCAAGAUGAAAAUGCCCAAGUUCAGCAUGCCUGGCUUCAAAGCAGAGGGCCCAGAAGUGGAUGUGAACCUGCCCAAGGCUGAAGUUGACAUCUCAGGACCCAAGGUGGAUGUUGAAGUUCCAGAUGUGAAUAUUGAAGGACCUGAAGGAAAGCUGAAGGGCCCCAAGUUCAAGAUGCCAGAGAUGAAUAUCAAGGCCCCCAAGAUCUCCAUGCCUGAUGUGGACUUGCAUAUGAAAGGUCCUAAAGUAAAGGGAGAAUAUGAUGUGACAGUGCCAAAGCUGGAAGGGGAGCUGAAAGGCCCAAAAGUAGAUGUCAGUGCCCCAGAUGUUGAAAUGCAGGGUCCUGACUGGAACUUGAAGAUGCCAAAGAUUAAAAUGCCCAAAUUUAGCAUGCCCAGCCUCAAAGGAGAGGGGCCAGAAUUGGAUGUGAACCUGUCCAAAGCGAAUGUGGACAUUUCUGCACCAAAAGUAGACCUUAGUGCUCCAGAUCUGAGCCUUGAAGGACCUGAAGGGAAGUUGAAAGGCCCCAAGUUUAAGAUGCCUGAGAUGCACUUCAAAGCUCCUAAGAUGUCUCUGCCAGAUGUUGACCUGGAUCUUAAAGGACCCAAAAUGAAAGGAAAUGUAGAUAUUUCUGCACCAAAGAUAGAGGGUGAGAUGCAGGUUCCAGAUGUGGACAUCAGAGGUCCCAAGGUAGACAUUAAAGCACCAGAUGUGGAAGGCCAAGGCCCAGACUGGAGCCUGAAAAUACCCAAGAUGAAAAUGCCCAAGUUCAGCAUGCCCAGUCUCAAAGGUGAGGGCCCAGAAGUGGAUGUGAACUUGCCUAAGGCUGACAUUGCUGUCUCAGGACCCAAGGUGGACAUUGAAGCCCCAGAUGUGAGCCUCGAAGGUCCAGAAGGGAAACUGAAGGGUCCCAAGUUUAAGAUGCCUGAGAUGCACUUCAAGACCCCCAAGAUCUCCAUGCCAGAUGUGGACUUACACUUAAAAGGCCCUAAAGUCAAAGGGGAUGUGGAUUUGUCUGUGCCCAAGGUAGAAGGUGAAAUGAAAGUGCCAGAUGUUGACAUCAAAGGACCCAAAGUGGACAUUGAUGCCCCGGAUGUGGAUGUUCAUGGCCCAGACUGGCACCUGAAGAUGCCCAAGAUGAAAAUGCCCAAGUUCAGCAUGCCUGGCUUCAAAGCAGAGGGCCCUGAAGUGGAUGUGAACCUCCCCAAGGCCGACAUUGAUGUCUCAGGACCCAAGGUGGAUGUUGAAGUCCCAGAUGUGAGCCUUGAGGGCCCGGAAGGAAAGCUGAAGGGCCCCAAGUUUAAGAUGCCUGAGAUGCACUUCAAGACCCCCAAGAUCUCCAUGCCUGAUGUGGACCUGAAUCUUAAGGGGCCAAAACUGAAGGGAGAUGUGGAUGUGUCCUUGCCUGAGGUAGAAGGUGACAUGAAAGUGCUAGAUGUUGAUAUCAAAGGGCCCAAAGUUGACAUUAGUGCUCCAGAUGUGGAUGUUCAUGGCCCAGACUGGCACCUAAAGAUGCCCAAGGUGAAAAUGCCCAAGUUCAGCAUGCCUGGCUUCAAAGGAGAGGGCCCUGAAGUGGAUGUGAAGCUGCCCAAGGCUGACCUUGAUGUCUCAGGACCCAAGGUGGAUGUUGAAGUUCCAGAUGUGAAUAUCGAAGGUCCAGACGCAAAACUAAAAGGUCCUAAAUUCAAGAUGCCAGAAAUGAAUAUAAAGCCUCAGAAGAUAUCCAUGCCAGAUGUGGGUUUGCAUUUGAAAGGUCCUAAAAUGAAAGAUUAUGAUGUUACAGUUCCAAAAGUAGAAGGAGAGAUAAAAGCUUCUGAUGUUGACAUCAAAGGCCCAAAAGUUGACAUUAAUGCACCAGAUGUGGAGGUUCAUGGCCCAGACUGGCACCUGAAGAUGCCCAAGGUGAAAAUGCCCAAGUUCAGCAUGCCUGGCUUCAAAGGAGAGGGCCCUGAAGUGGAUGUGAACCUGCCCAAGGCUGACAUUGGUGUUUCGGGACCCAAGGUGGACAUUGAUGUUCCAGAUGUGAAUCUUGAAACUCCAGAGGGAAAACUAAAAGGCCCUAAGUUCAAGAUGCCAAGCAUGAAUAUACAGACACACAAAAUCUCUAUGCCUGAUGUUGGGCUUAAUUUGAAAGCUCCUAAACUGAAAACUGAUGUAGAUGUUUCCCUUCCCAAAGUGGAAGGAGAUUUGAAGGGUCCUGAAAUUGAUGUGAAAGCCCCUAAGAUGGAUGUGAAUGUUGGUGAUAUUGAUAUUGAAGGUCCAGAAGGGAAGUUGAAGGGCCCCAAGUUUAAGAUGCCUGAGAUGCAUUUCAAGACCCCCAAGAUCUCCAUGCCGGAUGUGGACUUACACUUGAAAGGCCCCAAAGUCAAAGGGGAUGUGGAUGUGUCUGUGCCCAAGGUAGAAGGUGAAAUGAAAGUGCCGGAUGUUGACAUCAAAGGACCCAAAGUGGACAUUGAUGCCCCAGAUGUGGAGGUUCAAGGCCCAGAUUGGCAUCUGAAGAUGCCCAAGAUGAAAAUGCCCAAGUUCAGUAUGCCCGGCUUCAAAGCAGAGGGCCCCGAAGUGGAUGUGAAUCUGCCAAAGGCUGACAUUGAUGUGUCUGGACCCAGUGUGGACAUUGAUGCUCCUGAUUUGGAUAUUGAGGGACCAGAAGGAAAGUUGAAAGGCUCCAAAUUUAAGAUGCCCAAGUUGAAUAUAAAAGCUCCCAAGAUCUCCAUGCCAGAUGUGGACUUGAAUUUGAAGGGACCCAAACUGAAGGGAGAGAUAGAUGCUUCUGUGCCAGAACUGGAAGGUGAUCUCAGAGGGCCGCAAGUUGAUAUCAAAGGUCCUUCUGUGGGAGCGGAGGUGCCUGAUGUUGAUCUGGAGUGUCCUGAUGCAAAGUUGAAAGGGCCCAAGUUUAAGAUGCCUGAGAUGCACUUCAAGGCCCCCAAGAUCUCCAUGCCUGAUGUGGACUUACACUUGAAAGGCCGCAAAGUCAAAGGGGAUGUGGAUGUGUCUGUGCCCAAGGUAGAAGGUGAAAUGAAAGUGCCAGAUGUUGACAUCAAAGGACCCAAAGUGGACAUUGAUGCCCCAGAUGUGGAUGUUCAUGGCCCAGACUGGCACCUGAAGAUGCCCAAGAUGAAAAUGCCCAAGUUCAGCAUGCCUGGCUUCAAAGCAGAGGGCCCUGAAGUGGAUGUGAACCUGCCCAAGGCUGAUGUCGAUGUCUCAGGACCCAAGGUGGACGUUGAAGUUCCAGAUGUGAGCCUUGAAGGUCCAGAAGGGAAGCUGAAGGGCCCCAAGUUUAAGAUGCCUGAGAUGCACUUCAAGACCCCCAAGAUCUCCAUGCCAGAUGUGGACUUACACUUGAAAGGCCCCAAAAUCAAAGGGGAUGUGGAUGUGUCUGUACCAAAAUUGGAAGGAGAUUUAACAGGCCCCAGUGUGGAUCUGGAGAUGCCUGAUGUUGAGCUGGAGUGUCCUGAUGCAAAGUUGAAAGGCCCUAAAUUUAAGAUGCCAGACAUGCACUUCAAGACCCCCAAGAUCUCCAUGCCAGAUGUGGACUUACACUUGAAAGGCCCUAAAGUCAAAGGGGAUGUGGAUGUGUCUGUACCAAAAUUGGAGGGAGAUUUAACAGGCCCCAGUGUAGAUGUGGAGGUGCCUGAUGUUGAGCUGGAGUGUCCUGAUGCAAAGUUGAAAGGGCCCAAGUUUAAGAUGCCUGAGAUGCACUUCAAGACCCCCAAGAUCUCCAUGCCGGAUGUGAACUUAAACUUGAAAGGCCCCAAAGUCAAAGGGGAUGUGGAUGUGUCUGUGCCCAAGGUAGAAGGUGAAAUGAAAGUGCCAGAUGUUGACAUCAAAGGGCCCAAAGUGGACAUUGAUGCCCCAGAUGUGGAUGUUCAUGGCCCAGACUGGCACCUGAAGAUGCCCAAGAUGAAAAUGCCCAAGUUCAGCAUGCCUGGCUUCAAAGCAGAGGGCCCUGAAGUGGAUGUGAACUUACCCAAGGCUGACAUUGAUGUCUCAGGACCCAAGGUGGAUGUCGAAGUCCCAGAUGUGAGCCUUGAAUGUCCAGAAGGGAAGCUGAAGGGCCCCAAGUUUAAGAUGCCUGAGAUGCACUUUAAGACCCCCAAGAUCUCCAUGCCUGAUGUCGAUUUCAAUUUAAAGGGACCCAAAAUCAAAGGAGAUGUUGACGUUUCUGCCCCAAAGCUGGAAGGAGAGUUAAAAGGUCCAGAAUUGGAUGUCAAAGGUCCCAAAUUAGAUGCUGACAUGCCAGAAGUAGCUGUGGAAGGCCCAAAUGGCAAGUGGAAAACUCCUAAGUUCAAGAUGCCAGAUAUGCACUUUAAAGCUCCCAAAAUCUCUAUGCCAGACCUCGAUCUACACUUGAAGGGCCCCAAGGCAAAAGGAGAGGUGGAUGUAGAUGUUCCCAAAUUGGAAGGGGAACUUAAAGGGCCACAUGUGGACGUCAGUGGGCCAGACAUUGACAUUGAGGGACCAGAGGGCAAAUUGAAAGGCCCUAAGUUCAAGAUGCCUGAUAUGCAUUUCAAAGCCCCCAGUAUUUCUAUGCCGGAUGUUGACCUAAAUCUCAAAGGACCCCAAAUCAAGGGGGAUGUAGAUGUGUCUGUGCCUGAGGUAGAAGGUAAAAUUGAAGUACCAGAUGUGAACAUCAAGGGCCCCAAAGUUGAUGUAAAUGCCCCCGAUGUCCAAGGUCCAGACUGGCACCUAAAGAUGCCCAAGAUGAAAAUGCCCAAGUUCAGCAUGCCUGGCUUCAAAGCAGAGGGCCCUGAAGUGGGUGUAAACCUGCCCAAGGCCGACAUUGAUGUCUCAGGACCCAAAGUGGACAUUGAAGGCCCUGAUGUUAACAUUGAAGGACCAGACGGAAAGUUGAAAGGGCCUAAGUUCAAGAUGCCAGAGAUGAACAUCAAAGCCCCCAAGAUCUCCAUGCCUGACUUUGAUUUGCAUCUGAAAGGUCCCAAGGUGAAGGGCGAUGUGGAUGUUUCUCUGCCCAAAGUGGAAGGCGACCUCAAGGGCCCCGAAGUUGACAUCAAGGGGCCCAAAGUGGAUAUCGAUGCCCCAGAUGUGGGUGUUCAAGGCCCAGACUGGCACCUGAAGAUGCCCAAGGUGAAAAUGCCAAAGUUCAGCAUGCCUGGCUUCAAGGGAGAGGGCCCAGAUGUGGAUGUGAAGCUGCCCAAGGCUGACAUUGAUGUCUCGGGACCCAAAGUGGACAUUGAAGGCCCUGAUGUUAACAUUGAAGGGCCGGAGGGAAAAUUGAAAGGGCCUAAGUUCAAGAUGCCAGAGAUGAACAUCAAAGCCCCCAAGAUCUCCAUGCCUGACUUUGACUUAAACCUGAAAGGCCCCAAAGUAAAGGGUGAUGUGGAUGUUUCCCUUCCUAAAGUGGAAGGUGACCUCAAGGGCCCAGAAGUUGAUAUCAAGGGCCCAAAAGUGGACAUUGACGCACCUGAUGUUGAUGUUCAUGGCCCAGACUGGCACCUAAAGAUGCCCAAGAUAAAAAUGCCCAAGAUCAGCAUGCCUGGCUUCAAAGGAGAGGGUCCAGAUGUGGAUGUGAACCUACCCAAGGCUGACCUUGAUGUCUCAGGACCGAAAGUGGAUGUUGAGUGUCCCGAUGUGAAUAUUGAAGGACCUGAAGGAAAGUGGAAAAGUCCAAAGUUUAAGAUGCCUGAGAUGCAUUUUAAGACUCCAAAGAUAUCCAUGCCGGAUAUUGACCUGAAUCUCACAGGUCCAAAAAUAAAAGGAGAUGUGGACGUUACAGGCCCUAAGGUAGAGGGAGAUCUGAAAGGUCCUGAAGUUGACCUCAAAGGCCCCAAAGUGGACAUUGAUGUCCCAGAUGUUAAUGUUCAGGGUCCAGACUGGCACUUGAAGAUGCCCAAGAUGAAAAUGCCCAAGUUCAGCAUGCCUGGCUUCAAAGCAGAGGGCCCAGAUCUGGAUGUGAACCUGCCCAAGGCUGACAUUGAUGUCUCAGGACCCAAAGUGGACAUUGAAGGCCCUGAUGUUAACAUUGAAGGACCAGACGGAAAGUUGAAAGGGCCUAAGUUCAAGAUGCCAGAGAUGAACAUCAAAGCCCCCAAGAUCUCCAUGCCUGACUUUGAUUUGCAUCUGAAAGGUCCCAAGGUGAAGGGCGAUGUGGAUGUUUCUCUGCCCAAAGUGGAAGGCGACCUCAAGGGCCCCGAAGUUGACAUCAAGGGCCCCAAAGUGGACAUUGAUGUCCCGGAUGUGGAUGUUCAAGGCCCAGACUGGCACCUGAAGAUGCCCAAGGUGAAAAUGCCCAAGUUCAGCAUGCCUGGUUUCAAAGGAGAGGGCCCAGAUGUGGAUGUGAACCUGCCCAAGGCUGACAUUGACGUCUCAGGACCCAAAGUGGACAUUGAUGUUCCAGAUGUGAAUAUCGAAGGUCCAGAGGGAAAGUUAAAAGGUCCCAAGUUCAAGAUGCCUGAGAUGAAUAUCAAAGCCCCCAAGAUCUCCAUGCCUGACAUUGAUCUUCACCUGAAAGGCCCCAAGGUGAAGGGUGAUGUGGAUGUGUCUCUGCCCAAAGUGGAAGGUGACGUGAAAGUUCCUGAUGUGGAUAUUAAAGGCCCCAAAGUGGACAUUGAUGCCCCAGAUGUGGACGUUCAAGGCCCAGACUGGCACCUGAAGAUGCCUAAGAUAAAAAUGCCAAAGAUCAGCAUGCCUGGCUUCAAAGGAGAAGGUCCAGAAGUGGAUGUGAACCUGCCCAAGGCUGACCUUGACAUCUCAGGACCCAAGGUGGACAUUGAUGUUCCAGAUAUGAAUAUUGAAGGUCCAGAUGCAAAACUGAAGGGCCCUAAAUUCAAGAUGCCAGAGAUGAACAUCAAAGCUCCUAAAAUAUCAAUGCCUGAUUUAGACCUCAAUCUUAAAGGCCCUAAGAUGAAAGGAGAGGUGGAUGUUUCACUUCCAAAUGUAGAAGGUGAUUUGAAAGGACCUGCUCUUGACAUAAAAGGCCCAAAGAUAGAUGUAGAUGCUCCAGAUAUUGACAUUCAUGGCCCAGAUGCCAAAUUAAAAGGUCCAAAACUGAAGAUGCCUGACAUGCAUGUAAACAUGCCUAAGAUCUCCAUGCCAGAAAUUGACUUGAAUUUGAAAGGCUCAAAGCUUAAAGGAGAUGUCGAUGUCUCUGGGCCCAAGUUGGAAGGUGACAUUAAAGCUCCCGGUUUGGAUAUAAAGGGCCCAGAAGUGGACGUUUCUGGUCCUAAGCUUAAUAUUGAAGGCAAGUCAAAGAAAUCUCGUUUUAAGCUUCCCAAAUUUAAUUUUUCAGGCUCCAAAGUUCAGACACCUGAGGUGGAUGUCAAAGGUAAAAAGCCAGAUAUUGACAUAACAGGUCCAAAAGUUGAUAUUAAUGCUCCUGAUGUCGAGGUCCAAGGAAAAGUGAAAGGAUCCAAGUUUAAAAUGCCUUUCCUGAGUAUUUCAUCUCCCAAAGUUUCUGUGCCUGAUGUGGAGCUAAAUUUGAAAGGUCCUAAAGUCAAAGGAGACUUAGAUGUUGCAGGUCCCAAUUUAGAGGGUGACUUGAAAGGCCCCAAAGUGGAUAUUAAGGCACCAGAAGUCAAUCUAAAUGCACCUGAGGUGGAUGUUCAUGGUCCAGACUGGAAUCUGAAAAUGCCCAAGAUGAAAAUGCCCAAAUUCAGUGUGCCUGGCUUAAAAGCAGAAGGGCCAGAUGUAGCUUUGGAUCUGCCAAAAGGAGACAUCAACAUAGAGGGCCCAAGUAUGAACAUUGAGGGCCCAGAACUCAAUGUGGAAGGUCCAGAGGGAGGCUUGAAAGGCCCCAAAUUCAAGAUGCCUGACAUGAAUGUCAAAGCUCCCAAGAUCUCCAUGCCUGACCUUGACUUCAACUUGAAGGGCCCCAAGGUGAAAGGUGAUGUGGAUGUUUCUCUUCCCAAACUUGAAGGGGAUCUGAAAGGGCCAGAGGUUGAUAUCAAAGGCCCUAAAGUGGACAUCAGUGCCCCAGAUGUGGAUGUUCAUGGUCCAGACUGGCAUCUGAAGAUGCCCAAAGUGAAAAUGCCCAAGUUCAGCAUGCCUGGCUUCAAAGGAGAGGGCCCAGAAGUGGAUGUGAACCUGCCCAAGGCUGACCUUGACAUCUCAGGACCCAAGGUGGACAUUGAUGUUCCAGAUGUGAAUAUUGAAGGUCCGGAUGCAAAGCUGAAGGGCCCCAAGUUCAAGAUGCCAGAGAUGAACAUCAAAGCCCCCAAGAUCUCCAUGCCUGACUUUGACCUGAACUUGAAGGGACCGAAAAUGAAGGGCGAUGUGGAUGUUUCCCUUCCUAAAAUGGAAGGUGACCUCAAGGGCCCAGAAGUUGACAUCAAGGGCCCCAAAGUGGACAUUGACACUCCUGACAUUAACAUUGAAGGCCCAGAGGGUAAAUUGAAGGGACCCAAAUUUAAGGUACCAGAGAUGCAUCUGAAGUCUCCCAAAAUAUCGAUGCCUGACAUUGAUUUAAACCUGAAGGGCCCCAAGGUGAAGGGCGAUGUGGACGUUUCUCUGCCCAAAGUGGAAGGCGACCUUAAGGGCCCUGAAGUUGACAUCAAAGGCCCCAAAGUGGACAUUAAUGCUCCGGAUGUGGAUGUUCAAGGCCCAGACUGGCACCUGAAGAUGCCCAAGGUGAAAAUGCCCAAGUUCAGCAUGCCUGGUUUCAAAGGAGAGGGCCCAGAUGUGGAUGUGAACCUGCCCAAGGCUGACAUUGAUGUCUCAGGCCCCAAGGUGGACAUUGAUGUUCCAGAUGUGAAUAUCGAAGGGCCAGAGGGAAAGUUGAAAGGGCCUAAGUUCAAGAUGCCUGAAAUGAACAUCAAAGCCCCCAAGAUCUCCAUGCCUGACAUUGAUCUUCACCUGAAAGGCCCCAAGGUGAAGAGUGACGUGGAUGUGUCUCUGCCCAAAGUGGAAGGUGAUGUGAAAGUUCCUGAUGUGGAUAUUAAAGGCCCCAAAGUGGAUAUUAAUGCCCCAGAUGUGGAUGUUCAAGGCCCAGACUGGCACCUGAAGAUGCCUAAGAUAAAAAUGCCAAAGAUCAGCAUGCCUGGCUUCAAAGGAGAAGGUCCAGAAGUGGAUGUGAACCUGCCCAAGGCUGACAUUGACGUCUCAGGGCCCAAGGUGGACAUUGAUGUUCCAGAUGUGAAUAUCGAAGGUCCAGAUGCGAAACUGAAGGGCCCUAAAUUCAAGAUGCCAGAGAUGAACAUCAAAGCUCCCAAGAUCUCCAUGCCUGAUUUUGAUUUGCAUUUGAAAGGCCCUAAGGUGAAAGGAGAUGUGGAUGUUUCUCUGCCUAAGAUGGAAGGUGAUCUAAAGGCCCCUGAAGUUGACAUCAAGGGCCCCAAAGUGGACAUUGAUGCCCCAGAUGUGGAUGUUCAUGGUCCAGACUGGCACCUGAAGAUGCCCAAGGUGAAAAUGCCCAAAUUCAGCAUGCCAGGAUUUAAAGGAGAGGGCCCAGAAGUGGAUGUUAAUUUGCCCAAAGCUGACAUUGAUGUCUCAGGACCCAAAGUGGACAUUGACACUCCUGAUAUUGACAUUCAUGGUCCAGAAGGGAAACUGAAGGGCCCCAAAUUUAAAAUGCCUGACCUGCACCUCAAGGCACCGAAGAUCUCUAUGCCGGAAGUUGACCUGAAUCUGAAAGGUCCAAAGGUGAAGGGUGAUGUGGACGUUUCUCUGCCCAAAGUGGAAGGUGACCUCAAGGGCCCCGAAGUUGACAUCAAGGGCCCCAAAGUGGACGUUGAUGUCCCAGAUGUGGAUGUUCAAGGCCCAGACUGGCACCUAAAAAUGCCCAAAGUGAAAAUGCCCAAGUUCAGCAUGCCUGGUUUUAAAGGAGAGGGCCCAGAAGUGGAUGUGAACCUGCCCAAGGCUGACUUUGACGUCUCAGGACCCAAGGUGGACAUUGAUGUUCCAGAUGUGAAUAUCGAAGGUCCAGAUGCGAAACUGAAGGGCCCCAAGUUCAAGAUGCCAGAGAUGAACAUCAAAGCCCCCAAGAUCUCCAUGCCUGACUUUGAUUUGCAUCUGAAAGGCCCCAAGGUGAAGGGCGAUGUGGAUGUUUCCCUUCCUAAAGUGGAAGGCGACCUCAAGGGCCCAGAAGUUGACAUCAAGGUCCCCAAAGUGGACAUCGACGCCCCUGAUGUGGAUGUUCAAGGCCCAGACUGGCACCUGAAGAUGCCCAAGGUGAAAAUGCCCAAGUUCAGCAUGCCAGGAUUCAAAGGGGAGGGCCCAGAUGUGGAUGUGAACCUGCCCAAGGCUGAUAUUGACAUCUCUGCCCCCAAAGUGGACAUUGAUGCCCCUGAUGUCAGUAUUGAAGGUCCAGAUGCAAAACUGAAGGGCCCAAAGUUCAAGAUGCCAGAGAUGAACAUCAAGGCCCCGAAGAUCUCCAUGCCUGACCUUGACUUUAACUUGAAGGGCCCCAAAGUGAAGGGUGAUGUGGGUGUCUCUCUACCCAAAGUGGAAGGUGAUCUCAAGGGCCCUGAAAUUGACAUAAAAGGCCCCAGUUUGGACAUGGACACCCCUGAUGUCAAUAUUGGAGGUCCGGAAGGAAAACUGAAGGGGCCCAAAUUUAAGAUGCCUGAGAUGAACAUCAAAGCCCCCAAGAUCUCCAUGCCUGACUUUGACUUGCAUCUGAAAGGUCCAAAAGCAAAGGGCGAUGUGGAUGUUUCACUACCUAAGCUGGAAGGUGAUCUGAAAGGACCAGAGGUAGACAUCGAAGGUCCUGAAGGGAAGCUCAAAGGUCCCAAGUUUAAGAUGCCUGAUGUUCAUUUCAAAACCCCACAAAUCUCCAUGAGUGACAUUGAUUUGAAUUUGAAAGGACCUAAGAUAAAAGGAGAUAUGGACAUUUCCGUUCCUAAACUGGAAGGAGAUCUGAAAGGUCCCCAAGUGGAUGUCAAAGGCCCUAAAGUGGACAUUGACACUCCUGAUAUUGACAUUCAUGGUCCAGAAGGGAAACUGAAGGGCCCCAAAUUUAAAAUGCCUGACCUGCACCUCAAGGCACCGAAGAUCUCUAUGCCGGAAGUUGACCUGAAUCUGAAAGGUCCAAAGGUGAAGGGCGAUGUGGACAUUUCUCUACCCAAAGUGGAAGGCGACCUCAAGGGCCCCGAAGUUGACAUCAGGGGCCCCAAAGUGGACGUUGAUGUCCCAGAUGUGGAUGUUCAAGGCCCAGACUGGCACCUAAAAAUGCCCAAAGUGAAAAUGCCCAAGUUCAGCAUGCCUGGCUUCAAAGGAGAGGGCCCAGAAGUGGAUGUGAACCUGCCCAAGGCUGACUUUGACGUCUCAGGACCCAAGGUGGACAUUGAUGUUCCAGAUGUGAAUAUCGAAGGUCCAGAUGCGAAACUGAAGGGCCCCAAGUUCAAGAUGCCUGAGAUGAACAUCAAAGCCCCCAAGAUCUCCAUGCCUGACUUUGACUUAAACCUGAAAGGCCCCAAAGUGAAGGGCGAUGUGGAUGUUUCCCUUCCUAAAGUGGAAGGCGAUCUCAAGGGCCCAGAAGUUGACAUCAAGGGCCCAAAAGUGGACAUCGACGCCCCUGAUGUGGAUGUUCAAGGCCCAGAUUGGCACCUGAAGAUGCCCAAGGUGAAAAUGCCCAAAUUCAGCAUGCCCGGCUUCAAAGGAGAAGGCCCAGAUGUGGAUGUGAAUCUGCCCAAGGCCGACAUCGAUGUCUCGGGACCCAAGGUGGACACUGAUGUUCCAGAUGUGAAUAUCGAAGGUCCAGAUGCAAAACUGAAGGGCCCCAAGUUCAAGAUGCCUGAUAUUAAUAUCAAAGCUCCCAAGAUCUCCAUACCUGAUGUUGACCUAGAUUUGAAAGGACCCAAAGUAAAAGGAGAGUAUGAUGUGUCCAUCCCUAAGGUUGAAGGGACUUUGAAAGGCCCAGAAGUAGACCUUAAAGGUCCAAACCUGGAUUUCGAAGGCCCCAAUGCAAAACUCAGUGGCCCAUCUUUGAAGAUGCCAUCACUGGAGAUAUCUGCUCCUAAAGUAACUGCUCCUGAUGUUGAUUUGCAUCUCAAGGCACCAAAAAUUGGAUUUUCAGGUCCGAAGUUAGAAGGUGGUGAAGUGGACCUCAAGGGACCCAAAGUUGAAGCUCCAAGCUUAGAUGUACACAUGGACAGCCCAGAUAUUAACAUUGAAGGGCCAGAUGUUAAAAUCCCCAAAUUUAAGAAACCCAAGUUUGGAUUUGGGGCAAAAAGUCCCAAAGCUGACAUCAAGUCACCUUCACUAGAUGUCACUGUUCCUGAGGCAGAGCUGAACCUUGAGACUCCUGAAAUUAGUGUUGGUGGCAAGGGGAAGAAAAGUAAGUUUAAAAUGCCUAAAAUUCAUAUGAGCGGUCCUAAAAUUAAGGCCAAAAAACAGGGAUUUGACCUGAGUGUUCCUGGGGCUGAAAUUGAUGCCAGUCUCAAGGCUCCCGAUGUAGAUGUCAACAUCGCAGGGCCGGACGCCUCACUCAAAGUCGAUGUGAAAUCGCCGAAAACCAAGAAAACGAUGUUUGGAAAAAUGUACUUCCCAGAUGUAGAGUUUGACAUUAAAUCACCUAAAUUUAAAGCUGAGGCUCCUCUCCCUAGCCCCAAAUUGGAGGGUGAACUCCAGGCACCUGAUCUGGAACUUUCUUCACCAGGGAUUCACGUCGAAGGUCCUGACAUCAAGGCGAAGGCUCCCAAGGUCAAGAUGCCAGGUGUGGACAUCUCAGUGCCAAAAAUAGAGGGUGACCUGAAAGGCCUCAAAGUGCAGGCAAACUUGGAUGCACCUGACGUCAACAUCGAAGGCCCAGAUGCUAAAGUCAAAACACCUUCCUUCGGCGUUUCUGCCCCUCAAGUCUCCAUCCCUGAUGUGAAUGUGAACUUGAAAGGACCAAAGAUAAAGGGUGAUGUCCCCAGCAUGGGACUGGAAGGACCAGAUAUAGAUCUGCAAGGUCCAGAAGCAAAAAUUAAGUUCCCCAAGUUUUCCAUGCCCAAGAUCGGCAUCCCUGGUGUGAAAAUGGAGGGUGGGGGAGCCGACGUCCAUGCUCAGCUACCCUCUCUUGAAGGAGACUUGAGAGGACCAGAUGUUAAGCUCGAAGGGCCCAAUGUUUCUCUAAAGGGGCCGGGAGUAGACUUGCCUUCAGUGAACCUCUCUAUGCCAAAAGUCUCUGGGCCUGACCUUGAUCUGAACUUGAAAGGACCAAGUUUGAAGGGAGACCUGGAUGCAUCUGUUCCCAGCAUGAAGGUGCAUGCCCCAGGGCUCGACCUCAGCGGGGUCGGUGGCAAAGUGCAGGUGGGAGGAGACGGUGUGAAAGUGCCAGGGAUCGAUGCCACAACAAAGCUUAACGUUGGGGCACCAGAUGUGACACUGAGGGGACCAAGCCUGCAGGGAGACCUGGCUGUCUCUGGUGACAUCAAAUGCCCUAAAGUAUCCGUAGGAGCUCCUGAUCUAAGCUUGGAGGCAUCCGAAGGCAGCAUUAAACUUCCCAAAAUGAAGCUGCCCCAAUUUGGCGUCUCUGCUCCAGGGUCCGACUUGCACGUUAAUGCCAAGGGGCCACAGGUUUCUGGAGAACUGAAGGGGCCAGGUGUGGAUGUGAACUUGAAAGGGCCUCAGAUUUCAGCACCGAAUGUGGACUUUAACUUGGAAGGACCAAAAGUGAAAGGGAGCCUUGGGGCCACUGGUGAGAUCAAAGGCCCCACUGUUGGAGGAGGUGUUCCAGGCAUCAGUGUUCAAGGCCUAGAAGGAAACCUCCAGAUGCCUGGAAUUAAGUCCUCUGGAUGUGAUGUGAACCUGCCAGGUGUGAAUGUGAAACUCCCAGCUGGGCAGAUUUCUGGUCCUGAAAUCAAAGGUGGUCUGAAAGGUUCAGAAGUAGGUUUCCACGGGCCUGCUCCCGAUAUCAGUGUGAAGGGGCCUUCCUUUAAUAUGACAUCUCCUGAGUCAGAUUUUGCCAUCAACUUGAAGGGCCCAAAAAUCAAAGGAGGGGUGGAUGUUUCAGGGGGUGUCAGUGCCCCAGACAUCAGCCUCGGUGAAGGGCAUGUGAGUGUUAAAGGUUCCGGGGGUGAGUGGAAGGGACCCCAGGUCUCCUCUGCUCUCAACUUGGACACAUCUAAGUUUGCUGGGGGCCUUCAUUUCUCAGGACCAAAGGUGGAAGGAGGUGUGAAAGGAGGUCACAUUGGACUCCAGGCUCCUGGGCUGAGUAUGUCUGGGCCUCAAGGUCACUUGGAAAGUGGAUCUGGAAAAGUAACAUUCCCUAAAAUGAAGAUCCCCAAAUUUACCUUCUCUGGCCGUGAGCUGGUUGGCAGAGAAGUGGGGGUGGAUGUUCACUUCCCUAAAGCAGAGGCCAGUGUCCAAGCUGGUGCUGGAGACGGCGAGUGGGAAGAGUCUGAAGUCAAACUGAAAAAGUCCAAAAUCAAAAUGCCCAAGUUUAAUUUUUCCAAACCUAAAGGGAAAGGUGGUGUCACUGGCUCACCAGAAGCAUCCAUUUCUGGGUCCAAAGGUGACCUGAAAAGUUCAAAGGCCAGUCUGGGCUCUCUGGAAGGAGAGGCAGAGGCCGAAGCCUCUUCACCAAAAGGCAAAUUCUCCUUAUUUAAAAGUAAGAAGCCACGGCACCGCUCAAAUUCAUUCAGUGAUGAAAGAGAGUUCUCUGGACCUUCCACCCCGACGGGGACUCUGGAGUUUGAAGGUGGGGAGGUGUCACUGGAAGGCGGGAAAGUUAAAGGGAAACACGGGAAGCUGAAAUUCGGUACCUUUGGUGGAUUGGGGUCAAAGAGCAAAGGUCAUUAUGAGGUGACUGGGAGUGAUGAUGAGACAGGCAAGUUACAGGGGAGUGGGGUGUCCCUGGCCUCUAAGAAGUCCCGACUGUCUUCCUCUUCUAGCAAUGACAGUGGGAAUAAGGUUGGCAUCCAGCUUCCUGAGGUGGAGCUGUCAGUUUCCACAAAGAAAGAGUAGCAGGCCUUUGUAUGUGUGUACAUAUAUAUAUAUAUAUAACAAAACAUCAGCCUUGGGUGUGUUCCUACAUAAACUCCAAAGGGAAACACACCGACCGCCUCAGCAAUCAUGCAAAGAUCUUGCCUGGCCCGGUGGCAAGCGCUGAAAAACCGACCGCCUGUAGGCUCCUGGAACUAUACAGAUAGGUAAAGAGUUCCAAGUUCGUCCAGCCCAUGUGCAAAGUCAACAGUAUUUGCCUUAAGAUUUCAUAUAUAUAUAUAUUUUUUGCAUUGACUGCUGAGAGCUCCUGUUUACUACGCAAGCUUUUGUGUUUAUUAUCCUCAUUUUUACUGAACGUUGUUAGUUUUGGGGUAAUGGAAACCCACUUUUUCAUUGUAAUGACUCUGGGGGCUUUUGUUAGUAACGGUGGGGGGGUGAUGGGUUGCAGACGGAGGGCAGGUCUUCCUCUUUUCUGAGACUGGAUCUGUUUAAACAGCAAACACCCACAGAUGGCCCAGAGGUGGCGGCAGUCAGAGUGUGUGGGUGUUUUUAGGGUUCUUUAGCGUUGCUUCUUUGACCAGGGGUGGUGGUCCCAGCCAGUUUGGUGCUGACGGUGAGAGGAAAUUAGAACCUGUUUGCAAAUUGUCCAACCCACCCCCUCAACAUGAGGGGCUUCCAUUUUCUGUGUUUCGUAAGGGAAAUGUUUCCUUCAGGCCGCCAUGUUCCUGAUAUUAGUUCUGAUUUCUUUUUAACCAAUGUUAUCAUGAUUAAGAAAAUUUCCAGCACUUUAAUGGCCAAUUAACUGAGAAUGUAAGAAAAUUGAUGCUGUACAAGGCAAAUAAAACUGUUUAUUAACCUUGA